This is a messenger RNA of Physeter macrocephalus (sperm whale), 6445 nucleotides long. Its product is annotated as formimidoyltransferase-cyclodeaminase. The annotation marks the transcript as partial. The record is from RefSeq and is a predicted model, not a curated record. Gene Ontology annotation, molecular function: folic acid binding; transferase activity. The transcript is spliced from 3 exons. NCBI's taxonomy places the organism in Eukaryota, Metazoa, Chordata, Mammalia, Artiodactyla, Physeteridae.
GGGCUCCGUUUGGCUGCCUGUUUAUGAAACGUUUCAGAAGCCAGAAGAAAAUACAUUGUUGAGAACGCAGCGAAAGCAGCUUUUCUUGAAAAAAAUGGACAGAAACAUCCUGAGGUAUCAGUGCUCAACAUAUUUUCUGAUCGAGAGUGCAACAGAUCAGUCAUUACAAUAGCAGCUUCUCUUGCUGAGUUAGGCAAUUCUGUUCUGGCUGCCUGCCUGGAGGCCUUCCAGUCAAUUGAUAUGGAGGUUCAAGAGGGGAUCCAUCCUUGCCUGGGAGCAGUGGACCUGAUUCCCAUUUACCCUCUCUCUGGUGUUGGAGUAGAAGAGUGUGGAGCUGUGGCCAGAAGCCUUGCUGAGAAUCUGGUGCAGCGUGUUCGUGGCUGCAGUGUGUUUCUCUUUGGUGAGGCCGACCUGCCUGAGAAGCGCACUCUUGUCCAGAGAAGGAAACAACUGGGCUGGUUCACAAGGAGGGAUUUCAGUGCUCUUAAACCUGACCUGGGAGUUGCACCUGCCCGAAGAUGUGGUUUAACAGGCAUCGGCGCUAGCCCAUAUGUGAUGAACUGCAAUGUUACCAUAGAUUCUCAAGACUUGGCUCUGGGAAAAGAGAUCGCUAGUGCCAUUCGGGGCUCAAAUGUGAAUGGAUUGAAGGGCGUCCAAACGAUGGCUUUUCCUCACGAAGGGAAAAUUGAGAUAGCUUGCAAUGUAGAGAGUUUUGAAGAUCAAGAAGUUACAGAAACCUCAGAAGGCUCUCAAUACAUGGCUUACCGUGUCCUUGGGGACCAUUUUUAUUAUCUUUCUCCUCAUUACAUAGAAGCUCAAGUUAAAAAAUUGGCAAGUGAUCAGGGAAUUGGUAUUACAGGAAGAGCGUUAAUUGGAUUUACACCCCAAGAGUGCAAGAACUGUGCUGAAUAUGCUAUUAAGGAAGGUAUUGGGGAGUUCUGGAAGAUACGCAGAGGCAUUUUCAUGUGAUCCAAUCUAAGGCUUCAUUGAAAUUGUAAGGAAAAAAUAUCAGCCAUUACAAAGUUUUCUUUUGGCCAGUGAAGAUGAGUGGAAGAUCCAAGUGCUUGGUUCCAGCUGUGAAUUGGAAAACUGGAAGCAUUCUCUGUCCAGUGACAACAACAGGUGCUUAUAGAUUGUCUAUAAUCGCCUUAUGAUAUUUCUAGUCGUCAUUAAAACUUCGUGAAAUCCUCCUCUGUAUCAAGUUCAUGCACUUGGAUGUACCAGAAGCCCUCCUGAAUCAGCUGGGUAAAAUGGCCAUCGUUGCCAAAUCGUCUUUAAUUAUCAUGAACAAAACUAAAAACGGACUCAAUUUAUUUGGUUUUCCUGACCUCUUUAUCCCAGAGUCCUGUAUUCAACUCUCAUUUUUUUUUUUUUUUUGCGGUACGCGGGCCUCUCACUGUUGUGGCCUCUCCCGUUGCGGAGCACAGGCUCCGGACGCGCAGGCUCAGCGGCCAUGGCUCACGGGCCCAGCCGCUCCGCGGCAUGUGGGAUCCUCCCGGACCGGGGCACGAACCCGUGUCCCCUGCAUCGGCAGGCGGACUCUCAACCACUGCGCCACCAGGGAAGCCCUCAUUUUUUAAGUAAUCAUUUUUUUAAUGUGCACUUUUAAAAAUCAAGUACUAAGUAACUAAAAAAUGGGCAGAAUUAUUACUCUUUCGAAGCAUGAUUGUUCUUUCCUGCCUUGUUUGGGAUGACCCACUGUUCAUUCUGGAGGAAACUCCAAAAACCAGAUUUGUCUAAUUUUUUUAUGUUUAUGUGGGGAAGUGGAAUGAUGGUGUUGUGCAUGACUUCAAGGGAUUGUAUUAAUCCUUUUUGGAAUUUAAAUGGGAAAUCUGAAGGUUUAGGGAAUUUAUUGCUCUUGAGCAAAGAGAAGGGUUUUUUGGUGGAAGAAUUUUAUUUGAAAGAAAUCAGAAUUGGUUGCCUCUUUGUGAACUAAAAGAAGCCACCACUUGCUGAUUCUGGCAAUUUUAUGUAAAUCCUAAGUGCUUAUAAUUCUUUGGUACAAGUUGCUUUCUGUUCGUAAAGCACAAAGAAAUGAAUUUUUCCAUAGGUUUUGUUUAGCAAGAAAGAUUAUGGUCUUGUCUAAUAAGAACACAUAAUGUGAAUUUAUUUUAAGUAAUUAAAAAUAAAAAAGAGGUUGAACUCAGUCUUUUUAUAAUAUAUUUUUUUGACUUAACAUUUGACUCUUGACUGUGAUUGCUUUAAUUGUGUUUCAGAAUUAUGCUUUUUUGGGGGUGUUUUCUUUUUGCUGUUAAUAUAAAUACAACAAAGAUGGAGAAAUGAUGAACCAGGUGUGGUUUUCAGGUGUAAGGAAGUUUAGUUGCUGUGAUGAAGAGAGCAGAUGCUCUCCAGUUAGACCCAGUGAGUCUGGGAGAGCUGAGAAGUAGUCAUGCCUCGUUUUUCUCUUGCUUUGGCAGAGGCCAUGUGGCCUAGUAGGACAAGCACUGGACAGUGGAUUCUGGCUUGGGUUCUGGUCCUUGCUCUUGCCUUCCCCGUAGGCAUAGUUUCAUUGCCUAUAAAAUAGGGAAAAGAGUUCCCACUCAGAUUGUGUUCUAGGGGAUAAAUGGAAGUACUUUGUAAGCUGUAAUGUAAAAAUGAAAUAUAUUAACACUUUUUCCAGAUCUCUUAUAGAGCUUUGCCUCAGUUUUAGUCAUCAAUAUUAAACACAUGAGAGAGGGUAAAAGCACAGGUUGUCACUGAGUCAUUUGGGGUUGUAGUAGGAGUUGAUUCAUUUGCCACUUACCUGGAUUAACCUCUCUAGAUUCGUAUCACUGCAUUCUAGACUGCCAGUUUUGAGCAAGGCCUAUUUAUAACCAAACAUCUAUUUAGUGGGUGUACGGAGUUUCAGUUUUUGAAGAUGAAAAAAUAAUUCUGGAGGUGGACAGUGGUGAUGGUUGUACAAUAAUAUGAAUACUUAAUGCCACUGAACUACACACUUAAAAAUGGUUAAAAUGGUAAAUUUUAUGUAUAUUUUACCACAAUUAUUAAAAAUUAUAUAUUAAUUUCAUAAAAAUUUUAAAAAACACAAAAAACAAACGUGAAUAAGACAAUUUCACUAAGCCCACACUUUCUAAAUAAAAUUUUGUCAAAUUUCUAAUAUCCAUUAAAGUGUACAAACAUAAGAUCUGUUUUUCCCUUUUUAAUCUAUUAUGAUGGACUUGGGCACUACAUGUGAGGCUUAGUUAAUGGUUUAAAAUGGAGUUGAUUAAAUUUGGCAUUUGAUCCAGCUGUCUAUUUAAGACAAUAAUUUACUAUUUUUGUUUUAAUUUUCAAAACCAGCGCAACCUCACUUCUUCCCACUUGUUCAUAUUCUAAUUUCACUGUUUUUUCUAUUGUCUUUCUCUCUUCCCCUUCUCCCUUACUCCACCAUGGUUCUUUAGAAAAUCUGAAACAGCUGUAAGUUGCUGAAGGUUUAGCCUUUGGACGGAUGUGGCAUCAUCAGCUCUCUCUAUGUAUGAGCUGGCAGAAGUAGCCGGGAUGGAUCUAUAACAAUAAGAAGGAUUAUCAAAUUGGGUUGAGAAAAAUCUGACCAAACAAACUAACAAAUACCCUGAUUCCUAUUAACCUUUUCUCAUAUUACUCUCUUAGAAACAGACCAACACUUUGUGCAAAUGUUUCUGCAGUAUUUUUUCAUCGGACCUCAAGGUGGACAUUGUAUGGAACGUGGCUUCAUAGCUUGUUUAACCUCCAUCUCCUGCCAGAUGACUUUGCCCAUGACUUGUGCCAAUUGUAAAUGGCACAAAAUCGAUGUGGACAAAUAGAGUUUACAUUUUAUUAACUCUUUAGUGUUUUUUACUCUACCCCACUUUAAAUUCAAGUUUUAGUUUCUUAGAAGAGGGACAAGGAAAGGAAAAAGCUAGGCUGUGAGGUGAUAAGGGCUUUUGUUGGUGGUGGGGAGGGGCUGUCAUUUGCCUCCAACCUGAACUUGGGCUUGACUCCACAAGUUAAAACGUCUUUAACAUAAGGGGGAGGGAUGGGCUAAGUAAAAUAUAACUGUAAAAUAAAACAAAACGGGGGGUGAUAUUUUCAUUCCUCAACAUAAUGAAAAGCCUUGGAAGUGGCGUCCGUAGACCACAAAGGACCACUCUAUGAGAGAUCUGCAAGGAAUUUAUCAUUCCCUCUGGCUGAGCCAAAGCAGGCUUGAUAUACAGUUUUGUUUAGUAUAAAUAUUCUCAUGUUACUGUUUACUCUGUGGGGAUAUGAAGAUCUCACUGACAGGGUACGUGCUCCACUGCCUUGCUUUUAAAAGGCAUUUUAUUUGACUCUUUUGUUUGUACUUGCCCAGAAACUUCAGAGAAUGGCCCAGGAACUUGUUUGAUAAGCAUCCAGACCAUGCUCCCGGAGUAUGUCGCGCUUGGGGGUUCGAAAAGCUUAUUGUUUUAAGCAGGCCCGCACAUGGCUUCGAAGGAGCCCAUUUUUCAUAAGUAAGAACAGUUAGGCCGCUAACAGCAAUCCCUUAGAGUGCUCCUCUAAGGUACAAGGAAAGGUGCUGGUGAAGCAUGGCUCUGGUUGAACUCAGCCUGACGUUGGAUUACUCUGUCACUUCUUUUGCCCAAUUUGCAAUAUUUUGCAGCUCAUUAGUUUGUUGUGAGUUAAGAUGAGCAACAGAGACCUAAACAUGGGAUGAAUUUCUCUUUCUAAAUGUGUAGUGCGUGCAUGGUCCAGCUUUUGUCUCUCAGCCCCACGCCAACCCUCACCUAUGCUGCUUUAUGCCACCAGGACUCUGCCGUUAGGCUCUGCCUCUCUGGGGAGCUGGACAGGGAGGCUGCAGGGCUGAAGGAGGAGAGGGGCUUGCUGUUUCAAGUUCCUUCCCGUUUCGGGCAGCCCCACCGCAGCAGUGGCUCUUGACCUGACAGUGGCUCUUGGUUCCAGGCUCUAGCUUUAUUCUCCUGUCACUUUGGGAAGUGGCCUCAAUGUGCACUCAGAAGCACCAGCAGUGGCUGAGCCCCAGCUCUGUGAGGCCUCUCGAGGCUUCUAGACUCUGAGAACCCUGCCCCCUCCCUUUGUUCCUCCAGCCUUGGGGCAUAGUGCUUCCUGCAGUUGUUUUUAAUCUCUGGGCACCAUGUUCUAUCCUAGCUCUGUUGGUUCUCCAACAACUGUUGACCAAAUUUUCAACGUUAUUUCUUUUGAAAUACUUAGUGUGGUUUCUGUCUUCCUGACUAGAUGCUGUCAGAAAUAAGCCUAUCAACAGACCAAAUGGAAGGAAAGGAGAAAAAGGCAGAAAAUAUUGUGUGGAUCUGUAGUUCCUAAUGAAAACAGCUUGUUGAUGAUUACUUGCCUUUUCUUCUCGUUCACAUUGUAUUCUCUGAAUUUCAUUGUUUUCUUAUCGUAGCGUUCUGUGUUCCCUUUGACAGUCUUGCUGUUCUUUCAUCUAAUAGGGAGUCUGAGUGUUGAAUUGGGGUAAGGAUUGGAAAUAUCAUGGUAAAUCAUUGGAUGGAGUUUUCCAGUGAAUGUCUUUCAUGUAGUAGCUUAGUCCACCAUUAAAAAUAUAGACUAAUAUAAUUUUAAAAAUUAAAGUCGGGACUUCCCUUGUGGCUCAGUGGUUAAGAAUCCGCCUGCCAAUGAAGGGGACGUGGGUUUGAGCCCUGGUCCGGGGAGAUCCAACAUGCCACGGAGCAAGUAAGCCCGAACGCCACAACUUCUGAGCCUGCACUCUAGAGCCCGUGAGCCAUAACUACUGAGCCUCCGUGCCACAACUACUGAAGCCCACGUGCUUAGAGCUAGUGCUCUGCAACAGAGAAGCCACCACAACGAGAAGCCUACGCACAGCAACGAAGAGUAGCCCCCGCUUGCUGCAGCUAGAAAAAGCCUGCACGCAGCGACAGAGACCCAACGCAGCCAGAGAUAAACAAAUAAAUUAAUUCAUUUUUAAAAAAAAGAAAAGAAAAUUAAAGUCUUUUCAAUCUUUUAAUAGUUGUAUGUCUUUGCUUUCAUGCCAUCUUCACCUGCCAGGUAGAUGAUGCUUUUUAGCUGGUGGUAGACUCCUAGCCAAACAUCUUUCCCAAGCCUUUUAUGUACCAUCCUAUUAACUUUUUCUUAGGAAACCCCAUCUGCAACCAGUUACUGUUUCCUAACUUCUUAGGUACCUCUAUCUUCAUGAAGACCAACUGCUUUGGGAAAAGUAAUUAUGAUUGAUUAGUCUAGCAAUGACCAAGUGUUAUAAAAUUAUAUUGUUUCUAGUAAGUAUAAAGAAGUUUUGGUAAUUGAUAAGUAUUAUUCUGUCUACCCGACAAUUGUGUUUAGUAGUUCACCUUCCUUCAUGAUAUCCACUCCACUAUUUCACAAGGAUAAAAGCAAGAUGAAAGAGCGAGAUACAGAAGGAAGUCUUCAGUGAACCCUUUUAGCAUCAUUAAUCGUGGCUACCUUUCAUUGAAUUCCAACUAAGUGUCAAGUACUAUUAUGUGAUUUUCACAACAACCCUUUGGAGUAGAUGACUGUGAAGAAA